UGUAAUUCCACAGGCGAGUGUUUCCGGUACUAUUCAGGUCUGACCCCCGGCUGGAGAAGAGCUUUUCUUCUUUAAACUGUGAAAAUCUCACCUUCGUACCUGAAUUGGUGGUUCUUUCUCCUUGUGUGAUCACUAAUGGGUGGCUGGUCACGUAGUGCAGUGUUGGAGCUGUACAGAGCGCUCCUCCGUGCGGGGCGGCACCUCCAGUACACCGACAGAAACUACUACCGCCGCGCCGUGACCCGAGAGUUUCGCCGCUGCCAAACUCUGAGUGGACCCCAAGAGAAGGAGGAUGCUCUAAAGAGGGGGCAGUUCUUCUUGAACAGCAAACUUGGAGGGCUUAUGUAG
Messenger RNA from Boleophthalmus pectinirostris (great blue-spotted mudskipper), 348 nucleotides. RefSeq names its product MIEF1 upstream open reading frame protein-like. Lineage: Eukaryota; Metazoa; Chordata; Actinopteri; Gobiiformes; Gobiidae. The record is from RefSeq and is a predicted model, not a curated record. The coding region runs from base 136 to 348 and encodes 70 amino acids. The transcript is spliced from 2 exons.